AUGCCACAAAACACCUUGUCAGUCUUUGCCAUCCUCGUGCACAUCUGCCACAAGACCUUCAGACGCAGCGAGGAAGAAGAGCACCCACAGGGGGCUGGACUGAAUGAUGGGCAGUGGCAUUUGGUCUCCCUGAUGGUGAAGGGGAAUCAGCUGAGUGUGACUGUGGACCACAACCAGGCUGCCACCAUUCACGCUGCGCUGCCUGUGGAGACCCCUGCAGGGGUCGCCUACCGCUUUGGAGGGCCGCAGGCUGAGUCGCACCUGGCCCGGCUCUUGCUGUGCCUCUUUGUGGAGGCCCUGAGCCGGGUGCACGCGGAGUUUCUCUGUGAGGCUGCGUGGCUGUUCUGCGUGGCUGCAGUCGCCACUGCUGUCACAGCUUCGGAGCUGAGCUUGCCAGCGAGCCUUGUUCCUGUGGAGCAGUGCUCACAUCCGCACGGCAGAACCUGGCAGCGGGGUGCACAGAUUGCUCUCCACGUGGCGCUGGGUGCUGGACCUCACGGCGGCUGGGAGAGGUGCCUCCCUCCCAGCUCUGGACCUGAGUGUGAGAGCUCGCUCGGUGGAUUCCAGGGGUGUCUGAGGCUCAUCUCCAUCAACGCCCAAGAGGUGGACCUGAUCUCAGUGCAGCAGGGGAUGCUCGGGAAUUUCAGCAACCUGCAGAUAGACUCCUGUGGCAUCCUGGACAGGUGUCUGCCCAACCACUGCGAGCACGGCGGCAGGUGCUCCCAGACCUGGACCGCCUUCUACUGCGACUGCACCAGCACCGGCUACGCGGGCGCCACCUGCCGCCACUCCCUCUACGAGCAGUCCUGUGAAGCUUACAAGCACAGGGGCAGCCCCUCCGGGCUUUACCACAUCGACCCCGACGGCAGUGGACCCCUGGAGCCCUUCCCUGCGUUCUGUAACAUGACAGACGUCCCCUGGACCGUCCUGCGGCACAACGGCUCGGCCUUCACCAGGGUCAAGGGUGCAGACUGGGAGAGCCCGCACAGGGCCGUGUUCCAGUACACGGCCAGCCCAGAGCAGCUGUUGGCCACCAUUGGCCGUGCCGGGCACUGCCAGCAGGAGCUGGAGUUCCACUGCAGGAGGUUUCGGCUCUGGGACACUCGAGGUGACUCGGGCGUGAGGCCCGUCGGCUCCCAGGGACGGGCGUCUGCGGUCCGCGCGGUCACCGCUGCCUCUGUCUCGCGGGAGGGCGUGUCCACGUUCCCCCAGCUGCGCGGCUGCCACACGACCAACGACACAGGUGUGCUCUCCUACAAGGAGCACCUGCCCGUGACACAGAUCGUGGUCACAGACGCAGCCCGCUCGAGCUCCGAGGCCGCCUACAGACUGGGGCCUCUGCUGUGCCAGGGGGACCGAUUGUUCUGGAAUUCGGCCUCCUUCCACACUGAGACUUCGUACCUUCAUUUCCCCACUUUCCACGGAGAGCUCAGCGCCGACGUGUCUUUCUUUUUCAAGACCACAGCUUCGUCUGGGGUGUUUUUAGAGAACCUGGGGAUCACAGACUUCAUCAGCCUUGAGCUGCGCUCUCCUGCAGAGGUGACCUUCUCCUUCGACGUGGGAAACGGGCCCUGUGAGGUCACAGUACAGGCGCCCACUCCGCUCAGUGACAACCGGUGGCACCUGGUUCGAGCGGAAAGGAACAUGAAGGAGGCAUCGCUGCAGGUGGACCAGCUCCCACGUGGGACACGUGCUGCCCCUGAGGAUGGGCACGUGCUCCUGCAGCUCAACAGCCAGCUCUUCGUGGGUGGCACGGCUACCAGACAGAGAGGCUUUCUGGGAUGCAUUCGGUCUUUGCAGUUGAAUGGAAAGACCCUGGACCUUGAGGAAAGAGCCAAGGUCACCCCGGGAGUGGAGCCCGGCUGUCCAGGACAUUGCAGCACCUAUGGACACUUGUGUCACAAUGGAGGACGAUGCCAAGAGAAGCCCCAUGGAUUCUCCUGUGACUGUGAGCUCUCUGCAUUCACGGGUCCCUUCUGCUCACACGACAUUUCUGCAUACUUUGGAACUGGGUCCUCAGUGACAUACAAUUUUCAUGAAUAUUAUCCAUUAAGUACAAACUCCAGCCCCCAGGCUGCUUCAUUCCAUGGGGACAUGACAUUAACCAGAGAGAUGAUCACGUUCAGCUUCCAAACAGCACAAACCCCGAGCCUGCUGCUCUAUGUGGACUCCUUCUACAAGGAAUACCUUUCAGUUAUCCUUGCCAAAGAUGGGAGUUUGCAGAUUAGGUACAAGUUAGAUCUACAUCAAGAUCCCGAUGUUUUUAACUUUAAUUUCAAGAACAUGGCUGAUGGGUAUCUUCACCACGUGAAGAUUAGCAGAGAGGAAGGCGUGGUCUUUGUCGAGGUGGACCAGAAAGCCCGGAGACAAGUGAGUCUGUCCUCGGGCACGGAAUUCAACGCUGUCAAAUCCCUUGUGCUGGGCAAGAUUUUAGGCAAGUAG
Messenger RNA from Ceratotherium simum simum (southern white rhinoceros), 2442 nucleotides. Lineage: Eukaryota; Metazoa; Chordata; Mammalia; Perissodactyla; Rhinocerotidae. The record is from RefSeq and is a predicted model, not a curated record.